AUAUUCGUUCCAGUACGGUAAAACAUGGACGUUACCAAAAAGUGGUGCAUGUGAUGCUUUUUCCGAACAUCCAACGCAGAUUUCUUCGUAAAAAGAUUUGUUUUCGGUAAUUCCGUUUAAUGAUUUGCGUGUCGGGGUCUCUCUCUUAACUGUUCCAAUGUAUACAAUCAGUCCUUGACAGUACAGUCCAAGCAUUGACUCGCUAUAUGGACACGUUUGCAGAAGAUCUGCUGUAGAUAACUGGUGUUGACCAUGAUCACUCCGGCAUUCGAGCUGAGCCAAGACGGCCAGUGUUUGACCGUCGUGGUCCGGGUGCCCUAUACCAGGACCUCAGAGUUCGACCUCUACAUCGAUGGGACAGAUUUGAAGUUCUAUGCGAAGCCCUACUUCCUCAGAUUAACUCUACCAGGACGAAUUGUAGAAGAUGGAAGGGAAAAAGCCUCAUUUGAUAUUGAUAAAGGGCUGUUCACUCUCAAAGUCCCAAAGGAGAGUCCCGGGGAACACUUUGAGGGUCUCCAGAUGCUGACCAGUCUGCUGGCCCCUAAAGGCUCCCGCUCGGCCAGGCCCCUGGUGGAAGAAGUCAGCGCUGAAGCCGGCGGAGCCGCCGCGGAGGGACCCCGCGAUGACGAGGGGGAGGACGAAGAGGAGUACGACUGGCAGGUGGAGCAGCAGGUGUACACCGAGAGCUCCGAGGCGGAGCUGGCGGAGCUCCAGAAGUACGGCUUUGGCAACCAGCGGGCCGGCGUGUUUGCCAGGCUGCAGGAGGAACUCAGCGACGUGAUUGACGUGAAGAACCCCGACGCCACCACGGCAGCGGAGCGGCGGCGGGCUCGGCGAGAGGCGGAGGGCUUGGAUUUCUCCCCGGACCACUACCUGUCGGACCUGUUUGAGGACGACGUGGUCCAGGGCCUGUUGAAGUUCAGGCCGUGGUGGACGGCGUUGAGCCCCGCGCAAGAGCCAGAGGGGGAGGCGGCUGUAUGCUUCACGGACCACGACAAGGACCAGCUGCGGCGCUUCUCCCCCCGCUCCUACCUGCUGGACAAGCCCUGCCGCCAGGCCGCCUGGCUGGGCCUGGUGGAUGUCCUGCUGGCCUACGCCUACGACCAACGCUUCACCGACGGAGAGCCAACGGUGGAAUCUCCGUGGACCAUCCGGAAGCUGAGUGGAACACUGUGCUGGCUGGAGACGUGCAGCUCCCUGCAGGAGGUCACGGUGAUGUUUGGCCGUAGGGUCCUCUGCUACCCCCUCUACCGGCACUUUGACCUGGUCACCAUGGCGAUCAGUGAUGUCGUUCGCAUUCUGCAAUCAGGCAAAGCUUGUGUCCUGAAGUGCCUGCUGGACAUCCACCGAGUGUUCCGGCAGAACGACCCCGCCUACAUCCUCAACGACCUGUACAUCACAGACUACUGCAUCUGGAUCCAGAGAGUCAAGUCCAGGAAGGUGACAGCGCUGGCCGCUUCCUUGCAGAAGACGCCGCUGAGGAAAGGAGACCUGCAGUUGGAGCUGGAGGAUCUGGAGCAGGCGGCGAUCAUGGUCGUGGAGGAGCAGCAGCAGGACGUGGACGAGAAGAAAAAGAAGAAGAAGAAGAAGAGGGAGCAGAGGGGGCAUGGAGGAGGUCCGGAGAGCGUCAGCCAAUCCAGCGACGAAGACGACGAGGAAAGCAGUAGUAGCAGCAGCAGCAGCAGCAGCAGCAGCAGUAGCAGCAGCAGCAGCAGCAGUGACUCCUCUGAGGAGAGUGAGGUUUGUGUGGCUGAAGGGCAGAGCAACGCUCCCCACAGCGAGGAAGGAGGAGGGGGAGAGGGAGGAGGGAAGAAACCAGCCGAGACCAACCCUGUGGAGCGCCUGCAGCCCUCCCCCUCAUCCCCUCCCCCGUCCCCGGCUCCCCUCCCCCUCAGCGCUCCGGCGGAGGGGGAACGUGAGCCCCUCCCGGCCCCGGCUCCCCUCCCCCUCAGCGCUCCGGUGGGGGGGGAACGUGAGCCCCUCCCGGCGAGACGCAGGGUACUGAUCGAGGAGCUGGGGGAGCAGGUGGCCACGGCGCUGCACAUCUCGGAGCAUCCCCGCCGCGUCGAGGUGACCCCCGAGGCCCGGCGCCGUGCCGCGCCAGCCGCCACCGGGAACUUCCUGGAGCUCAGCCCCCGCCGGAACCCGCUGCUCAUCGUGGAGACGGCCGGGCCCCUUGACCAGGAGGACUUCAUCCUCUAGGGAGGAAGAGGACGAAGCGCCUGACCUCAAACACGCCCAGUGGACGCCUUCCUAAGCCCUAGUGGGGAUGGGAUACUGGCAGACUGAUUCUGGCAGACUGUGGGUUGGAUUCUUCCUGGCGGUGCUGAAGUCGAUAUAUCGGACCGUUUCUUCUUUUUUUUUUUACUAUUUUGUUGUUGCAUGUGGAAUCUCUUGUAUUUGUCCCACACUUUCACCGUUGCUUUUGUUGAAUUCAUUAAACUACCAGAAAUCACAAUAAAACACGAUCAGUGAAUCAUUUAAAAUCAAGGUCACUUGCCUCCUUCUGGUGAUUGAAGCAAGCCUGAGCUCCACUUGGUUCUUAGUUCCCACAAGAAGCUGGAAGUGAUCCUGUCUCCAACGCUGCCAAUUACCUGCCAAGGAGAUUCACCGAGGUGUAAAAGGUUACAAUAACAAGGGGGGCAUUUUAGCACUGACUGUUGCUACAUGGAUCAUGUGUUUGAGAUUUCACACUUAUUUUCAACUAACCAAUGCUAGUUGCCUUGGCACGUGCUAGUCGCGUGUUGAUGACACUUCAGUCUGCAUUUGCAUGUCAUUGAGCGGCCACCUAAAUGAUAAUGAGCCUGUUGCCUUUUCUUGCUAAAUGGUUAAAACACAUUUAAAUAUUGGCACUGCUUUUCAGAGUCAUUCAUUGGGAACGCUAAUAGAUAGGUCUUAUCAUAACCAGUAAAUUACAAUACAUGAGCUUUUUCAGCAUACAGCUGAACGCGUAUAUAGAUUUCUUUAGUUAUUAUUAACAGUUAGCCGAAGAUUAUACUCCCUGUUUUCUCACUUAAACACAGAAAUCAACUUCAUUUGUUCCAGUGUUUGUUAUAUGUGAAAUAAAGCAAAAAAAAGACGCUCUCUUCUUCGUAGUUUCCUCUAUUUGUCUCUAACUCA
Molecule: messenger RNA, 3120 nt
Organism: Gadus chalcogrammus (walleye pollock)
Lineage: Eukaryota; Metazoa; Chordata; Actinopteri; Gadiformes; Gadidae
Gene: shq1
Product: SHQ1, H/ACA ribonucleoprotein assembly factor
Exons: 12
Coding region: 253-2202 (649 amino acids)
Biological process (GO): box H/ACA snoRNP assembly
Cellular component (GO): nucleoplasm; cytoplasm
Source: RefSeq, a predicted model, not a curated record